Messenger RNA from Anoplopoma fimbria (sablefish), 2897 nucleotides. RefSeq names its product aminomethyltransferase (gene amt). Gene Ontology annotation, biological process: glycine catabolic process. The record is from RefSeq and is a predicted model, not a curated record. The coding region runs from base 108 to 1352 and encodes 414 amino acids. The transcript is spliced from 9 exons. Gene Ontology annotation, cellular component: mitochondrion. Lineage: Eukaryota; Metazoa; Chordata; Actinopteri; Perciformes; Anoplopomatidae. Gene Ontology annotation, molecular function: aminomethyltransferase activity; protein binding.
UUUGCUGCUUCCUCCAGUCGCUGCUGUUGCGUGUGUUUUUGCCAGAACAGGAGCAGGAGUUCAGUGAGAGUCGGGAGAGUUCAGAGAGCAGCCGGGACGCAGGAGGCAUGAUGUGGGCUCGGAUGAUGGUCGCUGUGCGGGGCUCCGGCUCCAGGCUGCGGGGCUCCAGGGACGGGCUGCUGCGGGGGGCUGCUGCGGGCUGUGCGGGGAAGAGACAGGCGUCCAGCGGGGAUGCUGCCUUGAAGAAGACUCCGCUGUUUGACUUCCACAGGGAGCAGGGGGGAAAGAUGGUGGAGUUUGCAGGCUGGAGUAUGCCUGUUCAAUACAAAGACAGUCACAUCGCUUCACACAUGCACACCAGAGAGCACUGCUCCAUCUUUGAUGUCAGCCACAUGCUUCAGACCAAAGUCCACGGCAAAGACAGGGUGAAGUUCAUGGAGUCUCUCGUAGUUGCAGAUAUUGCAGAACUCAAGGACAACCAAGGUACGUUGUCCCUCCUCACCACUGAGAAAGGAGGGAUUAUUGAUGACCUCAUUGUGACAAAGACAGACCAGGGCUACCUCUACGUCGUCUCCAACGCUGGCUGUGCCGACAAGGACUCGGCUCAUAUGAAGGCCAGACUGGCAGAGUUCAAAGCUGCAGGUUUUGAUGUGGAUCUGGAGUUCCUCGAUGAAGCGCUGAUCGCUCUGCAAGGUCCUUCCAUGGCUCAGGUGCUGCAGGAGGGGCUAAAGGAGGACCUCACUAAGCUGACCUUUAUGACCUCCGCCUUGGCCACUGUGUUUGGUAUUCCUGGCUGCAGGGUGACUCGCUGUGGAUAUACCGGAGAAGACGGGGUGGAGAUCUCUGUCCCUCCCUCCAGAGUGGUGGAGCUGACGGAGAAGCUGCUGGCUAACAGUGAGGUGAAGCUGUGCGGUUUGGGCGCCAGGGACAGUCUACGUCUGGAGGCGGGGCUUUGUCUCUAUGGAAAUGACAUCGAUGAGACCACCACGCCUGUGGAGGGCACCCUAGUAUGGACCAUAGGAAAGCGUCGGCGUCAGAACAAGGAUUUCCCCGGUGCUGACAUCAUUGUUCCUCAGAUCAAAGCCAAGACGGCCAGGAAGAGAGUCGGCCUGGUGUCCACCGGCCCCCCCGUCAGACAACACACACCCAUACUCAGCCCUGAUGGAAAGGUCAUAGGUGAAGUGACCAGCGGCUGCCCGUCUCCCUGCCUCAAAAAGAAUGUUGCCAUGGGUUACGUGGAUGCAGCAUUCACAAAAAACGGAACAGCCAUCCAGGUUGAGGUCAGGAAAAAAGCAGUGCCGGCCAUCGUCAGCAAGAUGCCCUUCGUCCCCACCAACUACUAUUCUGGAUAGGGGACACACACACACACACACACACACACACACACACACACACACACACACACACACACACACACACACACACACACACACACACACACACACACACACACACACACACACACACACACACACACACACACACACACACACACGCACACGCACACGCACACACACACACACUCUGGACCAUUCCUGCACUCUGUCCCAUAUUCACCAAUGCUGUCCCCUUCCGUUUACCUCCAGCAAUGCAACACCAGUGUAAGACUGAACUUCUUCAUCGAUGAGUCCUCUGAGAGGAUAUAAUCCAAAAAUGCUAAACUAUUAUACGAUACAGUAGGUGUGCUGGUGAUGUGAUCAGACACUUUCAUUGUGUAGCACAUUAAAUGCAUAAUAGUUUGCCUUUGAGACACUAAAGCAGAGAUUGCAAUGUUCAGUUCCACAGUAUAAACUGACAGCUGGUUUGAGGACAACAGGACUUAACAUGUAAUAAAAAGACUGUGCAGGACAUUUCCAACAGCAGGCUGUCUACAAACAGCUAGUAUGAUACAUGCGUGUUUUCAAAAAAGACAUCAUCCAGUAACACGGCUUCACAUAUGGAAAUGAACUACAAGCAGUAUUGUUGAGUCAGAGAAUGUAUGUAAGAUGUGAAGGGCUUAGAUGCUCUGUUAACACGAUUAAUGUUUUAUAAGUGGACAGCAGGUUAAACUGAUUAAACGUACUGCGUGUUCAGUAAGAACAGAACAGGUGAAGCUGCGUGGAUCCAUUAAACACAAUUAAUAAUUAACUUUUUGUUGUAGUAUAUAGGUUUUGCUAAAUAUAACAUGACAUCAUUAACUUUGUUAACGCUGGACCAAAACUAAGAGAUUCCAAAUGGUUCUUCUGAGGUUAAAUCAUUGCAUAUCUGCAGCAAAUCACAGUCAACUUUCUAUUGAUGUUAUUGUCGUAAACCGAUUGAUCAACAGAGAUUAAACAGUCAGAUAAUAAUCCUUCCAACACAAAACUAUCUGAAAUAUGCAAAUUAAUACAAACGUGCCAGUUCAGUUUGUGAAAUUUGCAUUUUUGUUCUCACAGAGUUCUUGUUUGGAGGGAUGUUGAGAGAAUUCAAGUUUGCUCUGUUGAUUUGGUCACAAACCUCAACAUCAAAUGGAAACUUUUUAUGACAAUGUCUGAAAAAAACCUGAAAGAAAAGUUUACGCUACAUGUGGCACAAUGAUAUCAUAACUUGAAAAUGUGUUUAUUGUGAUUGUGUGUUCUGUCUGGUCUUGAUGAAAUGUAAUUUCAUUGUCUUUGGACUUUCUGUGGAGCUCUGAAUGUAUUAUUUUGUCAAAAAUAAUAACAUACUUAACAUAAAAAUAACACUACUGAUUUAUAUGUUCAGUUUUGUCAUCUCUGUCUUUAAGGCGCACUUUUUGCGUCACUGUUGAUUUUAAUACUUAAUUGAAUUUUCAUGUAAACAUUUUGAAUAACAUUGUUUCUUUGAAUAGAAAAUAUCUUCUUCUUAUUAAAGACAAUUUCAUUUUAAUUUUCUCGUGACCCGCUGUCAUUUUCUACUGA